AUUUUCCUAAUCCAAUCAACUCUUUGAGCUCACAAAAACAUAGCCAACGAUGAAGAGAGAGGAUCGCCAACAUGGUCUUGUUCAAACCUCCCUUUGGAGCCCCACACCCAACUCCAGGUAUGUUAACAAGUUGAAUUCCCCUCCCACAGCAGGGUUGUUCACAAAGGCGUCACCAAAGCCCUGGAACCAUUCCAAGUUCACAGGCAAGUGUGGCAGGUCUAAAUGCACAAUUUGCCAUUUACAACCAGCUGGAAAGGCCAAGGGGACAAAAAAACUGAGGGGUUGUGACAUUGUUACUAACUAUAGAUUGAUGACUUGGAGGGUCACGGAUACUAGGCCGCGCUUGACCUUUUCUGGAUUCUCAGCUACUAGCUGCAUAUUGGACCAUUUGGCUAAUGAUCACAUGGAUCUUGAUGAUGUUGAUGAUGAUGAGUGA
Molecule: messenger RNA, 436 nt
Organism: Solanum verrucosum
Lineage: Eukaryota; Viridiplantae; Streptophyta; Magnoliopsida; Solanales; Solanaceae
Exons: 2
Coding region: 50-436 (128 amino acids)
Source: RefSeq, a predicted model, not a curated record